Pseudonaja textilis is the source of this 2978-nucleotide messenger RNA. The record is from RefSeq and is a predicted model, not a curated record. Lineage: Eukaryota; Metazoa; Chordata; Lepidosauria; Squamata; Elapidae.
ACGAAUUUGUAACUGCCGCUGCACGAAUUUGCCUAGAAUUUGUAUCGUGUCACAUUUCCAUGGGGACCGUACAAGAUCCACUGAGAUCUACUAAGCUUUCAUUGGUCACAGCUGAAGAAUCUCCUAAACACCUGUGCAAGCAAGCAAGCAUAGAAAGCAAUAGUAAUGGAUAUCCUUUUACUGCCAAGAGCCAGCCGUCUGGGGGAUGCCUGUUUGAAGUGAACUCUGGCAGAGAAGCCAAUGUUCCAAAGAGUGACUGGCAUUGUGAAUAUGACACCAAGCAUCCAGACAUACUUUCUCCUGGGUCCUUCAGCUGUUCCAAAGAAGGCAUCAUGGCAGCUCCAGAACCAGUAAAUUACGCUAGGCAGGAAGGCUCCAGAGCCAAGGUCCAAGGCCCAGCACCUGAAGCCCACACCUCAGUGCAUGGUGAAGUUGAAGUGCCUCUUACCCAGGAGACUAACAAAAAUAUUCCAAGUGAUAGUGGACAAUCAUGUAAUAUAAUUGAUAAUAUAAUUGAUAAAGCAACCAUGCUGCCCGGAGGAGACCUUGAAGUUGCGGCGAGCAAAUCCAAGGAUUACUCCAUUCUUCCUUCCUCUCCUAUUUCUUCUGAUAUCCAGCAAGCAGCUCCUGCAGGGAAGGAAAAUGCAUGCGAAGUUAUCGUCUCUGCAAACAGCCACGUCUUGGUUUCCUCUGAUGGGAUGGGUCUCAAUCCGAAAGCUCCUGUUUGUGUGGAAGCAGAAUCAGGGGAUGCAAAGGAUGAAAAUCUCUGUCCUGAGACGGAGCCACAGACUGCGUCCGAAUGCAACCCGAAGGGCUCUCCCGAGACACCCUGCAUCGCUAGUGAUGAGCCUAUAGCAAAGGUGGUAGCAAGCCUGUCCAAAUUCAAAGAGACAGGUACGAUGACAGUAAAGCCUGAGAACAGAUCCGUAGAAGCAGGGAUGAUAAGCUGGUCUCAUCAAGAUGCUGAGGUUCAAGCUGUACCUAGUGUGGAAAGCAGGUCAGCUUCUACCAGCCCAAGUAUCUUGACGGCAUUCUUAAGAGAGAACCUGUCCCCUGAGGCCAAACAGGACCAAGAUCAGUUGCACAUUAUUUACAUGGGAGCCAGAGGGAAAGAGCAAUCUGAAAUAAUUGAUGACUUUGCAGCCACUGUCCAAACACCUUCAUCUAUUGGCAUCAUGCACAAGGUACAUGUUCAAAUCCCACCCACAACAGAAAAGCCUCUGGAAAGUUCUAAUGUCAGACUUCAGGAGAAUCUCACAAACAUUCCUGAUCCGAUUAGCUCAGCAUUGUUGGAUAAGGCAGAAAAGGUAUGUUCAGUGGCGUCUGAAAAUUCUCAAGAAACUUUGGCCAAGAGGACAGAGGUACAAAUGACAGACAUGGCUAAAAAUUGCGGCGAUGUUCCCCAGCAGCUACCAGACAAUUCAGUUCUGCAGAAAGCAAGACCCAUUUCCCAAAUUGGUGUCGGUUCCAGUAAUCAGCCUGUGUCUACCCAGCUCCCUGCAAACGUUGAAACUAAACUACCUCCCUGUUUUGCAAACCCAGCCAUUGAUAGCAUAUAUCAACACUCUGAUCCCUCUCCCUUCUCAGGAAAUCCUUCUCCUUUGUGUCACAGAACAUCGGUACAAGCUAAGGCGGUUAUCAGUAUGGAUACUGAGAGGACCUAUCAGGAGAAACAGCUGCAAAUCAAGACUGUUGAUAACCUUGAGACAGCUCUGCCCAGUUUUCCCACUGCUGUAAAUCCAAAGAGAGAAGGAAAGGUCCAUCUCAUAGCUGAAGAACAAAAGAUGAAUACAACAGGAUCUGUUAAUGGCUCUCAAGUAAUGAGUGCUCCAGCUGCAGCAGAAAGCAAGCAAGAUACAGUUCCUGGGGAUACCAAGGCAGAAACUUUGGUCAGUCAGAAUCCAAUAUUUAAGUUGAGCAGAGGUUUUGGUGCUGCUGUAGGAAUCCAGAAUGAUAAAAUCCAGAAGGGUCUGGUGCUUGAUAUACCAGCCAUUCGUACUUCUUCGAGUCCUACACCACGUCAUGGCGAAAAGAAGAAAGGGCCCAAGGUUUUUGCUGCUGAGGCGAAAAUGCAUCUGAAGCAAUCCAAGCGUGUCAGGGAUGUUGUGUGGGAUGAACAGGGCAUGACCUGGGAGGUUUAUGGAGCAUCUCUCGAUCCAGAAUCAUUGGGAAUUGCUAUCCAGAACCACUUGCAGAGGCAGAUCAGGGAGCAUGAAAAACUGAUUAAAGCUCAAAGCCCGCAAGCCCGAAAAUCCAUAUCUUCAGAUACAUCUUCAAAUAAAAAAUUGAAAGGGAGGCAUCACAACGUUUUUCAUUCCAUGCUGCAGAAUUUUCGACGCCCAAAUUGCUGCGUUCGUCCUGCGGCUUCUUCUGUGUUGGAUUGAGAAAAUAAAAUCAGAAAGGAGGAGGGGAAAGUAACACAUCUGUUUGUGCGUACUUGUGUACUUGUACAAGGAACUCUAUGGAUAUUUGAGAUUCUAAUACACUGAUACAGGGUUGUGGGGAGAGGAAAUUAUGACAGGAUAUUUCGUUCCCACUAGUUAACAUGCCUUCAUCUGUCUAAUUUCUGCAAAUUACGCAUGAAACAUUCAUGUUCAUGCCGGAACUUCCCAGUCAAUUGCCAAAUAAAAUAGAAGUACCUGGUAAAGCAAAAUUCAGAACUGUCAGGUUACUUAAGUAACCCACUGUAGCUUUAGAUGGAAAGAGAGAGAUGACUAAAUCUUAAAUAGAUUGUUUUUAUUUUUUUUCAUGAGAUAAUGUAGCAAAACAUUCGCAAACUGAGGAGUAGAAAGAAAGUUGGGUUUGGGUCUAGUAGAAAGAAGGAAUGGUGCUUUCUUAACUGUAGAAAACCUUCAAAGUUGAGACUCAUCUACACAUUAAAUACAAGACCUGGUGCCCAAAUCCUUCCAGCUGAGUUUUGCCCAUUGGCAGCUGCUGCCGGCCUUUCCCCACUGAAGGGGCUUAUUCUCACAUGAAAA